CCGGCCGCAUCUCGACAGAGUCAAAAUGCUCGCCGCACACCUCUGGCGCUGUGCCGUGCCGUGCCGGCGGUCGUAGUAGUCUCGUAACGGGACCCGCGCACGCACUGAGACGAUCUUAGCGGCCAGCGCGGUGUGUCUGUGUGUGUGCGCACGCACUCCGGUGUCUCCGCCGGUCGUAACACGCGGGAGUCGGCCCGUUGACGGGGAGACUCACUUUCGGUUUCGUCCCGUGCUCACCCCUCAGCAGGGACCCACCAAGUGCAGACAGCCUCAGCAUCGCUGGUUCUCCCAUCCGGUCCGGCAUCCCAAGCUCCCGAUCUUCCCCGAGAAGCCUCUUGCGAUGCAACUGUGGCCGGCAUCGCGCGACCUGACCCGCAGACACGGAGUACCGCAGUUCGUGGUUGUCGCCGUCGUCUGAAUUCGUCGAGGUCCUCGUUUUCCUCAUUUAUUAUUAUUUAUUUUUUUUUUCGGAGCGUCCGCGCUCACCGGGCGUGUUGUGUGCGCGCUCGGGCCGGUUAUUUGGAUUGUCGCCACGACGACGCGGUCGCCGAUCGUCAGAUGACGCCUGAAGGACAGCGCUACCGUGACGCGACGAGCCCGGGCCCCGAGCACAGUGGAUACGAGCCCCCGCGUCGACCGACGGCCAGGAAGCCCAAGGUUGUUCGAUGGCGAUCAGCAGAAACGAGCGGCGCCACUCCUAUUCUUCCAGUCCUAGUAUUCACAUUUUCAGUCAUUUCACUCGCCAAAGGUCUGAAGAUCAGCCCAAAGUCAUGCGAGAACGCCAUCAGCGAACGGGGUACGUGCAUGUUUGUGUGGGAGUGCAUCAAGCUGGACGGAAAGCACCUGGGCACGUGCACGGACGGCUUCCUGUACGGCUCCUGCUGCCAGUACGACGACAGCGAGAACAGCGUCGCGGGGGGCCUGGCGCCCGAGCCGCCUUCUUCGUCCACGACGACGACAACAAAACCACCGCCUUCGUCGUCACCGCCGCCGCCGCCGCCGCAGAAGCAGCGCCCGAAGCCGCCUCAGCACGCCAAGCCGCCACCGGGCAAGCCCGGCGCGACCACGAGCUUCAACACCAUCUCUGUUCCCGGCUAUCCGCAGAGAAAUUUUACGCUCAUCUACCUGACGCCCACUUCGCCCACGCCGACCACGACCAAGAGGCCCUCGACGACCAGGAGAACGUACAGGCCUUCGGCUAGGCCGAGCACGACGUCCUCGUCGUCGUCUACGAGGAGACCGGCGGUGACGAGCACGACGACACCCGCGACCAGCAGCACUCCGACGGUGGCCAGCGUGGUGGUGACGGCGACCAGGUGGCCGCCGACGUUCCGGCCUCCCGGCAUCACCACCUUCUGGUCGCUGUUCAGGCCGCGGCCGACCCUGGUGCCGAUCAUCACGUUUCGGCCGACCCGCCGGCCUCCGACGAGGCCUCCGACGACCACACGGAGGACUACGACGAAAACGACCACGACAACUAGGACGACGACCAAAAGACCGGGCCGGCCUCCGGGUCCGCAGCGGCCGCAGCACGGCACGCAUGGCCGGCCGACGACGACGCGGAGGCCGCCGGCUACGCCGGCGGCGCACACUGGCAGCGCGUCGACACCCGCGGGUUCCAAGAGACCGGUGCCACCGAGCCAGCUGCUGAACAAGAGGCCUAAAGGCGAGUGCGGGGUCCCGUCCAUCGUGCCGCAAACCAAGGUCGUGGGAGGAAAGAGCGCUGCGUUCGGAGCGUGGCCAUGGCAGGUUUCCGUACGAAGGACGUCUUUCUUUGGGUUUUCAAGCACUCAUCGCUGUGGAGGCGCCAUCCUGAACAAAUACUGGAUUGCCACGGCUGGGCAUUGCGUGGAUGACCUGCUGCUGAGCCAGAUCCGCAUCCGGGUGGGCGAGUACGACUUCUCGAGCGUGCUCGAGCCAUACCCGUACGCGGAGCGCAGCGCUAAGAAGAAGGUGGUGCACCCCAAGUACAACUUCUUCACCUACGAGAAUGACCUGGCGCUGGUCAAGGUGGACGAGCCCUUCGAGUUCAUGCCUCACAUCGCGCCCAUCUGCCUGCCGCCCGACAACGAGUCCGACGACCUGAUCGGCCGGAACGCCACCGUCACGGGAUGGGGACGCCUAAGCGAAGGUGGAGUACUGCCGUCCGUGUUGCAACAGGUCAAGGUACCCAUCGUGAGCAACGAAAAGUGCAAGAACAUGUUCCUGGCAGCUGGAAGGCACGAGUACAUACCCAACAUCUUCAUGUGUGCUGGCUUCGAAGAAGGAGGCAGGGACUCUUGCCAGGGAGAUUCCGGAGGUCCUCUCCAGAUACAAGCCAAGGACGGUCGAUGGUUUCUGGCUGGCAUCAUAUCGUGGGGCAUCGGAUGCGCCGAGCCCAACCUGCCUGGCGUCUGCACCCGGAUAUCGCGGUUCAAGGACUGGAUCAUCAAGAGCACCACUUGACCCUGCCCAACAAGCACGGCAGUCAUGGUCAUCUCGCAGUCUCACUGCAUCACCAAUCGCCUUCCAUGUGGAAGCGACUGCUCUGUCGCGCGCCGUGGGACAAGGUCUGACAUCAUCACUGAUCUGCAACGUUGAAUGGACAAGUUUACGUUGUGCAGAGACAUGCGCACUUCAAGUUUGUUUUGCGUCACCCAAGAGGCGUUGUGGACCAGACUGUCCUACGCGUAUACAAGUCAGAACGCAUUGCACCGCGUGCCUUUUUUUUUUAUCUCGUUACAUUACGCAGAUCACUUGCGUUGACUAUAGUGAAUGCCUCUGUGAAGUGUGUGGCAGUGUGUGCGAUGCUGCGCAGAAAAAAACUGCUUCGCAUUUGUAUUAAUUUUGCAAAGCACACCUGCUGUCAUCGUGCUGUGACACGCAGAGCUAUUCCACAGUGACGCUCCAUGCCUCAACCAUGCAGUCGGAUGCGCACAAAGCUGUAAGUAAUACGCCCACAAUGUGUCUUGAUAAGUUAAGCAACGGACAACGUAAGUAAUGAACCUAAUAUAAUAAAGGAAAUAUGCCGCACAAAAUUCAAGAAUGACUGUCAAGAAGAACCAAGUACUGAACUAAGAGGAAAGAAAAGAACAAAAUAGUGAUUGUCAUCGGAUUAAUUUUUCUCACCUGGUGUUCUUCAACUUGCACUUCAAGGCACGUUGUGCACGAGCAUUCGGAAUGCUGUCCAAAGAGCCGCGAAUCCAAACCGCCAUCUUGCGCUCAAUAAUCAGAACGCCACUACAACUGGGCUACAAUGGCGGGUUGAACUAUAAGCAAUGAUGAUUACUGCUUCUAUACGCGUCAAGCUCCCCAGGUCUGACAAAUGGUGCGGAUCUAAAUCUAUACACAAGUUUAGGCUAGCUGGAAAGUCAACCCGACAAUAAAUCUAACGAAGACAAGAAUCUAUGUCGAAUUCUUUUCCUCAGCAAAAAAAAAAAAAAAAAAAAAUAGAAUAAGCCGCCAGGGAAACAAGCGAAAAAGAAUUGCUGCACGUGGCAGAAGCACAACGGCGAUUUGACGAAUGCUAGUCUAAACAAUUUCAGCGCAGUUGACCUACUCUACCCAGGAAGCCAGUAUUACGAUGUUAUAUUAUAAUGUGAAAAUGCGAAGUAUACAGGAGCUGAGAAGAAUGCAAGAGCCUUUUCAUAGCCUAAUAUAAGUAUCUGAGACCCUUGACUCCCCAAGUCCCGUGAUCCAGGGAGGCAUGCAAAAGAGCCCAAAGCUGCAGGUGACAAAAUAAAGAAAGUAAAUAAAUUUGUGGAUCUUGAUA
Dermacentor andersoni is the source of this 3751-nucleotide messenger RNA. It is a transcript of the gene Sb, whose product is annotated as serine proteinase stubble. Gene Ontology annotation, biological process: proteolysis. The record is from RefSeq and is a predicted model, not a curated record. Lineage: Eukaryota; Metazoa; Arthropoda; Arachnida; Ixodida; Ixodidae. Gene Ontology annotation, molecular function: serine-type endopeptidase activity.